GGGGCGGAGCUGCGGGGCCAGGGUUGGGGCUGUGCCGAGGCAGCGGAGGCUGCGGCAGCUGGGGCUGGCGGGGAGUGCCGGGCCCGGAGGUCGCCAGGGUGCAGAGGAUGCAGCAGCAGCAGCCGGAGCCGCCCAGCCUGGCCGCGAAGCUCCACGGCCCCCGCCGUUGCGGAGGGGCGCAGAGAGUGGCGCGGGCCGGGCGGAGCUAGAGGCUGGGCGUCUGCACCGUGCAGCGCCACUCGCCGCUCCCGGUUCCCCGCCUCCGGCCAGGCGGGUGAGUCUGUCGCCGCGCGGAUGCCUUGAUCGCGCGAGCGGCUGCAGCUUGGCAAGGCGCCCCGCGCGGGGAGAGGCCCAAGGAGUCCUGGCGGCCGCUGCAUCCACCAGCUCAGGACACCCUCUGGUCCUGAGUCGGCGGUGCUUCCUCCUUCCCCUUCUGCUCCUCCUCGGCGACGAUCCUCGGUCGACCUCUCUUUCCAGUCCACCCUAGAAGAUGCGCUCCCCUGCGCGGAGCAGCGGAAGCCACCGCUCCCAGAAAUGCUAGCGCCCGAUCCUGGUCUCUCGGACCUGAGGAGCAGGCGCCGCCGCCCUGGAGGAAGGGUUAUGACUCUUUGAUUAAAGAGGACUUCUCUAAAACCUUGCACUUUUGACUGUGUAUUAUGGACACCAAGGAAGAGAAGAAGGAACGAAAACAGAGUUAUUUUGCUCGAUUGAAAAAGAAAAAACAAGCCAAACAGAAUACAGAGACUGCCUCAGCUGUAGCAACAAAAACUCAUACUGGAAAAGAAGAAGCUGAAACAGUUACUUUAGAACAAGAAAAGUGCCAUACUGCUGUGGAACAGGAGUGUAUAACUGAUGAGAAAAAAAAAAGGAAAAACAAUCAAUUAAAGGAGAUUAGGCGAACAGAACUAAAGAGAUAUUACAGUAUUGAUGACAUUCAAAACAAAGCACAUGAUAAAAAGGAGAAAAAGAUGGUGGUCCAGAAGCCCCAUGGUACUAUGGAAUACACUGCUGGAAGCCAAGACACUCUCAACUCCAUAGCACUGAAGUUUAACGUUACUCCCAAUAAAUUAGUGGAGCUGAAUAAACUUUUCACACAUACUAUUGUUCCAGGCCAGGUCCUGUUUGUGCCAGACACCAACUUUCCUUCUGGUACCAUAAGGUUAUCGUCAUCCAGUCCUGGUGCUACUGUCUCUCCUUCAUCAUCAGAUGCAGAAUAUGAUAAACUGCCGGAUGCUGAUUUAGCAAGAAAGGCCUUAAAACCCAUUGAAAGAGUCUUAUCAUCCACUUCUGAAGAAGAUGAGCCAGGCGUGGUAAAAUUUCUAAAAAUGAAUUGUCGCUACUUCACUGAUGGAAAGGGUGUCGUUGGAGGUGUCAUGAUUGUCACGCCUAACAAUAUCAUGUUUGAUCCUCACAAGUCUGAUCCCUUGGUCAUUGAAAAUGGGUGUGAGGAGUAUGGCCUCAUUUGCCCCAUGGAAGAAGUGGUUUCCAUUGCCCUCUACAAUGACAUUUCUCACAUGAAGAUCAAAGAUGCCUUGCCAUCUGAUCUACCUCAGGAUCUUUGUCCUCUGUACAGGCCUGGAGAAUGGGAAGACUUGGCUUCUGAAAAUGAUAUCAACCCAUUCAAUAAGUUCAAAUAUCUCAAUAAGGAAAAACGGCAACAGAAUGAAGAGAGAACCAUCACUUCAGAUUCCAGAUUAACAAGGUCUUUGGAGAAGUCAACUGAACACACAGAUAUAAAACCCUCAGACAGCUCUGUGUCAGGAAAAUUAAAGAGAAUAGAAUCCUCUACAGAGGAUUCGAUUGUCUCUGUAGAGGCAACCAAUGAGUCUUCCACAAUGACUAAGGUCAUCAAAGAACCUUCAGAUACUCAUGCUGCAUUCAAAUCUAUAGCCAAAGAAAAUUCCCUUUUAGGGGAUGAUGAUGACUUCGUUAACUUAGAAGAACUUUCUUCUCAAACUGAGAGUGAAUUGGACAAAAGAGACGCCUCAAAAGAGUGCCUUUCUCUUAACCGAGAGGAACUCAGAAAGGCUAAGUCACAAAUAGUCAGUUCUACAGAAACACAGGUACAGUCAACCCCAAACUUUUCAGGAACAGAAAGUGAUGCUGAGCUGAAGGGGGCAUUAGAUUUAGAAACCUGUGAGAAGCAAGAUAUAAUGCCAGAGGUGAACAAACAGUCUGGCUCCCCUGAAAACCAGGUAGAAAACACUCUGAACAUACAGGAAGAUCUAGAUAAAGUUAAACUCAUUGAGUACUACCUUAGUAAAAACAAAGAAGGGCCACAGUUAUCUAAGAAUUUGCAAAAGGCUGAAUUAAGUGAUGGCAAAAGUCUGGAGCCAGUAGGAAUAGACAUCACCCUUAGUAGAUCUUUUCCUCAGGCAAGUGAUUCUCCGUCUGAGGGUAAUAAAGAGCUCACUAUAACCUGUGCAAAAGAGAAAGAGCCCUUUCCACUGCAACUGGAAGGAAACACAAGUAAAGAGUCUCUAGACUCCUCUUUGGAUUCUACUCUGGACAGUAGCUGCCAAGGCACACAAAUGGAUAACAAAUCUGAAAUUCAGUUAUGGUUACUAAAGAGAAUUCAGGUGCCCAUUGAAGAUAUGCUUCCUUCUAAAGAAGAGAAAAGCAAAACCCCACCCAUGUUUCUGUGCAUUAAAGUGGGAAAACCAAUGCGAAAAUCCUUUGCCGCUCACAGUGCAGCCAUGGUUCAGCAGUAUGGCAAACGAAGAAAGCAGCCGGAGUACUGGUUUGCGGUUCCUCGGGAGAGGGUGGAUCACUUGUACACAUUCUUUGUUCAGUGGUCUCCUGACAUCUAUGGCAAAGAUGCCAAAGAGCAAGGCUUUGUGGUGGUAGAAAAAGAAGAACUGAAUAUGAUCGACAACUUCUUCAGUGAGCCAACCACCAAGAGCUGGGAGAUCAUCACUGUUGAGGAGGCAAAGCGCAGGAAGAGUACAUGCAGUUACUAUGAAGAAGAGGACGAGGAAGCCCUGCCGAUCCUACAGCCCCACAGCGCACUCCUAGAGAACAUGCACGUAGAGCAGCUGGCUCGGCGCCUUCCAGCAAGGGUACAAGGGUAUCCAUGGAGACUGGCAUAUAGCACAUUAGAGCAUGGGACCAGCUUGAAAACUCUCUAUCGGAAAUCAGCAUCACUAGACAGCCCUGUGCUUUUGGUCAUCAAAGAUAUGGAUAAUCAGAUCUUUGGAGCAUAUGCAACUCAUCCUUUCAAAUUCAGUGACCACUACUAUGGCACAGGCGAAACUUUCCUCUAUACAUUUAGCCCUAAUUUCAAGGUCUUCAAGUGGAGUGGAGAAAACUCAUAUUUUAUCAACGGAGACAUAAGUUCUUUAGAACUUGGUGGUGGAGGGGGACGAUUUGGUUUAUGGCUAGAUGCUGAUUUAUAUCAUGGACGAAGCAACUCCUGCAGCACUUUCAAUAAUGAUAUUCUUUCCAAAAAGGAAGACUUCAUAGUUCAGGACCUGGAAGUAUGGACAUUCGAGUAAAGUUCAGACUGCCUUCAACUUUUAACAUGAUAAAGGAUGGGUUAAAUAGCCCUUCCAAAUCUGGCUGGAAGUUGAAGUCCCAGCCCAGACUGCCUCAUCCCACUGUAAAGCUUUCUUGCUGUCAUCAUCUCAGAGCAUGAACACACUGCAAAGAGACUUUGAAAGGUACACGUGGCAGGCAGACACUGGAGAAAUUUGAAGUCCAGAUUGUUAAGAUUAUAUUUCCACAUCCUUCAUAUCCAUUCAGUGAGGAAUCGGAGUAUUUAUAGAUGUAUGAGUUGAAUGCAGUUUUUAUUUUUGGUAACUGUGAAAAAGAAUACUGUGGAAAAGUAUACAUGCCUUGUAUAAUUAUCAACAUAAUUUUCAUUACCAAAAUGUACAGCAUACUAUUAUUUGCCAUGGGAAAGUUUAGUCUCAUUUAGAAAAAUUGAAUGUGUACAGCACUUAAAGGGAAUAUAUGAUUUUUUAAAAUAAUUAUUUUAUUUAUUAUUUCUAGUGUAUUGUCUCAAAUGUGUUGACAGUUUUCUUUUAAUGUGUCAAAACUUCAAUAAAGAAAUGUAUACAUUUUGUGCUAUGUUUUGGCUACAAAUUCACUUGAUUUAUAUAGUUUUAUAUUGAAUUUUUUUGCCCUGAUUGUUUAGGGUGAUAGGUCUUAAGCAGCAUACACACACACACACACACACACACACAAGUUUGAAGUUUUGAAAGCUCAUUAACAAUGUUAAUUGGUUUGACUGUUUGCAAGUUGGUUUUCCAACUAGUCAUUUAAAAGGUACCUUUUUAGUUACUCAGUAUAAUUAUGUGAAGGAUAAGCCAUUUCUCACUAUCAUAAAUUGCUACUUACCGAAAUGAAUACCUUUAUGAAUUUAGACUUCGAACAAAUACUGCUUUUGAAAAGAAAAUGAUUUGCUUUUUUUAAAAUCGUGUCAAUAGCAUAAAUUCAUUUUCAUAGUUUUUUUUGCAUAAUUCCCCACAAGUUUUCACACUAAUGAGCCUCUGCUUAAGAAAAAAAAAUGCUGAAUGUUCUAAUUUCUGCAUGUUUUAUACCAAAAGAUAAAUGUCAAAUUAACCCAGUUGUCCCUGUUUUUAGAGUCUUCUGUUUGAGAAAAACAAUGCAAAUAAAACAUUCAUACCAACACUGGAAUAAUAGUUAAAAUCUAUUUUUUAAAAUCAACUCACUUUUACAUCAUCAUAAACACUUUUAUUAGCAGUAAUAAAGCCUUGUUUAAAAUGUAGCCAACAUUGAUAAUUAUUAGACUUUCAUGAAAGCCAAAGAUUGCUGAUAGGAAAGGAAUUUCAAACAAUAGCCAAAGCUGAGAAAUGGUUUAUCAUAAAUUCUAUCUCCAGGGAUCUUUAAGCAAAGAUUAACAACAAGUAGUAUUUGCAUUAAAAAAUAAAACCUCUCCUAGAAUGCUGCAUUAGGCUGGCAGAAGAGCUCCUUUAUUCUCUUGUUUGACUAUUUGUAGAAGAUAACAAACAUUUCCAAAUGGCAUCCUACCAGACCAAUGAUUAUUUUACUCUGUUCACAUUCCAUGAGAGUUUAAAUGCAUUCUGUAAAAUCAUAAGCCUGGCUAUACUUGCACCUAGGUUCUCUUAUUAAGAACUCUUGAUUGACAACCUAAAUGCAGUUUAAUCUUAAUAUGCUUGUAAAGUAAUGUUUUGAUAAGGUAUCAGGAGGGUCUCAUGGUGAUCAUGUUUACCAUUUAUACAAUCUGCAACCAUAUGCUCUUAAUAAACAAAAUGGUCAUUUUGCAUAUAGUUCAUUCUUACCUAGUUCAAUUCAUAUUAUACUUGUAAAAGCAUAUCCCCAAACUGUGUUCUCUGUUUAAAACAGUAUUGUAAAAUCAGAAUUGUGUGGCCCUUCAUUUAUGGAUAUUGAACAUAUGUAAUGCAGUGCUAUUUCAAUAUUUUCAAUAAAGGAAUUUAUUCACCCUG
Erinaceus europaeus (western European hedgehog) is the source of this 5429-nucleotide messenger RNA. RefSeq names its product nuclear receptor coactivator 7 (gene NCOA7). Bases 657 to 3494 code for a protein of 945 amino acids. The record is from RefSeq and is a predicted model, not a curated record. The transcript is spliced from 16 exons. NCBI's taxonomy places the organism in Eukaryota, Metazoa, Chordata, Mammalia, Eulipotyphla, Erinaceidae. Gene Ontology annotation, biological process: response to oxidative stress; regulation of transcription by RNA polymerase II. Gene Ontology annotation, cellular component: nucleus.